Messenger RNA from Cimex lectularius (bed bug), 2125 nucleotides. Its product is annotated as kelch-like protein 5. The coding region runs from base 289 to 2076 and encodes 595 amino acids. Lineage: Eukaryota; Metazoa; Arthropoda; Insecta; Hemiptera; Cimicidae. The transcript is spliced from 9 exons. The record is from RefSeq and is a predicted model, not a curated record. Gene Ontology annotation, molecular function: protein binding.
AACCACAACCCUAAAGUUCUUUCACUCCUGUUCCUGUCUCCUGACCUCAGGAGUGGGGCAUCUGCACAUUCUUGUUUUUAUGAGAUUUAAGUGUGUCUAGAUUGUUAAAGGAAGGAGAAACGUACUUAAUUUAAGAAAGCGAUGUCUCUUGACAGUCUCUGUGAUACUAAGGAAAAGCGAAAGGACUAUUUAGGGUAAGACAUGACGCUGUCACUACAGAAGUCAUUGUCCUGUCACCCUUUGCCUUGACAGAAGUGGCAACGUGAUAUUUAUUAAUAGUUCACAGUAAUGAAGGAUAACACUUUUAAUACUAGCAUAGAGAAGCUAAGAGAUGAAGAUCUCCCGAGCACUAGUAACUCGGAGCAGAGUUUGUCGACUAUAUCGCAAGACGGGAUGUUUAAAACGCAGCACCAUGCUGAUAGUAAAUUCUUCAAAAUGUAUAACUACUUCUUACAACAAAAGCUCAUCGAUGUCACUCUCAUCGCUGGAGAUACAAAGAUCGGAGCGCACAGGAUUGUACUAAGUUCGGCUUCAGAUUAUUUCAGUGCUAUGUUCACUUCUGACUUGAUCGAGUCGAGGAGUACAGAAGUCGAGCUGCACUCUGUCUGCGGGUCAGCGCUCAACGAACUCGUCCGCUACUGCUACACUGGAAAAGUGGAAUUGAGAGAAGAUUCUGUGGAGACCAUUUUAUCGACUGCUUCAUUACUGGGCUUGGGACAGGUCGUCGAAGCUUGUUCGAAUUUUUUAAAAAAGCAGCUUGACCCGAGUAACUGCAUAGGAAUCGCUCUUUUUGCAGAUUCGCGAAGCUGCACCAAGCUGAGGGACGCAGCCGUCGCUUAUAUCGCUGAACAUUUUGUUGACGUUUUGAAAAGUCAAGAGUUUCUCAUGCUUCCGUUUAACGAGAUUUGCAAAAUUUUAUCAUCAGAUGAUCUGAACAUCCCUUCAGAAGAGACAAUUUUUUAUGGUCUUAUGUCCUGGGUCCAACAUGAUCAGGAAAACAGAAAAAGUGAUUUAGUCAAACUACUCGAAUAUGUAAAACUGCCACUCCUCCCUCCAGCGUUUUUAGUAGAUGUGGUUGAACCGAGCAUAGGGCCAGAAGGGCAUUCUCUAGUCAUUGAGGCAUUAAAAUAUCAUGUCCUCCCAGAACGCCGAGCAUGUCUUCGUUCAUUUCGAACAUCGCCAAGAAAGUCGACUUUAGGAAGUUUGUUUGUUGUUGGAGGAAUGGAUGCUAAUAAAGGAGGUGCAACAAGUAUUGAAGUAUACAAUGCUCGUACUAACCAGUGGUCCCAGGUUGGUAGCAUGGCCGGGCGCAGGCUUCAGUUCGGAGUAGCCACACUCUGGCGCAAGUUGGUAGUUGUGGGAGGCAGAGAUGGCCUGAAAACACUGAAUUCGAUGGAGAGCUUCGACUUGGAUACUCAGAUGUGGGAGACCCUUCAACCCAUGGCUACCCACCGGCAUGGACUUGGUUUAGCCAUGUUAGGUGAUUCCGGUAUUCUUUACGCUGUAGGUGGCCAUGAUGGAUGGUCGUACUUAAACACUGUCGAGAGAUGGGAUCCAGACACAGGCCAAUGGAAUUUUGUUGCUUCCAUGGCUACUCCGAGAUCCUCCGUAGGGCUAGCAACACUUAAUAACAAACUUUAUGCUGUCGGAGGAAGGGAUGGCGUUACAUGUCUCAGGACUGUCGAAGUGUAUGAUCCGCAUAAGAACAAGUGGUCAAUGUGCGCUUCGAUGUCAAAGAGAAGGGGGGGAGUGGCUGUUGCCGUUUUUGGCGGUUAUCUAUACGCCUUUGGGGGGCACGGCAUGCCGACUACAAACCCUUCGGCGACUAGAUACGAUUGCGUCGAAAGGUACGACCCCAAGACGGAUUCUUGGACUACCGUAGCACCGAUGUCAGUUGGGAGGGAUGCGAUCGGAGUCGGAAUAUUGGGUGAUAAGAUAUUCGCCGUCGGAGGGUACGAUGGUCAGUCAUAUCACAAACUUGUUGAAGUUUAUGAUCCUCAUCUCAACACCUGGGACCAGGUUGCACCAUUGGACACAGGACGUUGUGGAUCAUGUGUUGUUUCUAUACCACCUUGAGUAUUAAAUAAGAAUGAAUAAUUUUUUUUAUACAAAGUUGUUUAAAUUU